Cryptomeria japonica (Japanese cedar) is the source of this 462-nucleotide messenger RNA. RefSeq names its product glycine-rich RNA-binding protein 2-like. Bases 1 to 462 code for a protein of 153 amino acids. The record is from RefSeq and is a predicted model, not a curated record. The transcript has 2 exons. NCBI's taxonomy places the organism in Eukaryota, Viridiplantae, Streptophyta, Pinopsida, Cupressales, Cupressaceae.
AUGACUCAGCCCCAGCUGAGGAAGCUGGAGUAUUGGAGGUGUGCAUUUGAUGAGUUAGAUACGGUGAAAUGGAGCCCCUACCAAGAUUGUGAGAAGUGGGAGGAUGAUGUAGACGUGAUGCCAUAUGUGUUCAUGGUGCAGUUCCUCAUUGGAUGGACAAUGUAUGUGGCAGAGAGACAUUUGGCAGGGCGGAGCAUCAGGACAAGGGAGGAGGAGAUUAGACAAGGGGGCGAAGAUGGUGGAGGAGGUGGAGGAGGCGGAGGGAGAGGUUUUGGAGGAAGAGGUGGAGUAGGGCGGUUACAGAGGAGAGGCAAAGGCGGGCAGCCCUUACGACUGUCACAAGGUUUGUUCAGACAGGGAGCAGCGAGAGCAGGAGGGAGAGAUGACAGUGGUGGAGAGGGUGGUGAUGUGGCUAUGGAGAUGGGACAUGAAGCCAUAGGUGGGGGAGAGGGGAACCUAUGA